CGGCAACCUCGCAUUUCAUAUAACUUUUAGGUUAUGCUUUGAUAACCUUAAAACUUCAACUGUAAUCAAUCUAAUCAAAAUUCGCGUAAAAACUACUAUUUGUAACGAUACAACGAACUAAAAUGUUGUCAUGAACACUUCGAAAAUCGAGGAUUUCCAGCGGGAACUCGAAACGAUAAUCGGUACCACCAGCGGGGUGCACCAGCAGGAUCAGAAACGGCAGUUUUUGGAGUACCUCAAGCUGUUCACGAGAUUCGUCGAGACUAAAGGGAACGUCAUACAAUGGAACAAGAUCAAAUUCCUGACCGAUGAUAUGAUUGUCAAGUACGAUAACCUGGAGGAGCCCAACACUCACCAGCAGGAAAUGCUCGAAAAAAUAGUCAUAGUGAAAUUGAACGGCGGUUUGGGCACCUCGAUGGGUUGCUCCGGUCCCAAAUCGCAGAUCGUCAUAAAGAACAAACAAACAUUCUUGGACCUCACCAUCGAACAGAUCAAGCACCUGAACAGCAAAUACAACACCAAAAUCCCGUUGGUUUUCAUGAACUCGUUCAACACCAACGACCAGACCGAUAAAGUGCUGAAUUCGAUGCGAAAUUCCGGCAUCGCCCUUUACUCAUUCAACCAAUCCUGCUAUCCGAGGAUAUCCAAAGAAACGCUAAUGCCUGUGGUGAAGACGGGCAAUGUGGAGGAAUUCCACGACGGGUGGUAUCCGCCGGGACACGGCGACUUCUACACCAGCUUCUGGGAGUCGGGGCUGUUGCACAAGCUCAUCGACGAAGGUAAACAGUACUGUUUCGUAUCGAACGUGGACAAUUUAGGCGCCACGAUGGACCUGCGAAUACUGUCUUUGCUCGUCAGCGACUGCUUCAGAUGCAACAUACCGGAAUUCGUGAUGGAGCUCACUGAUAAAACCCGGGCGGACGUCAAAGGUGGCACUUUGAUCGAAUACGAUGGCAAAAUGUGCUUGCUGGAGAUAGCCCAAGUACCCGACGAACACGUCAACGAUUUCAAAUCGAUUAAGUUCUUCAAGUACUUCAAUACCAACAAUUUGUGGAUAGAUCUGAAAGCUAUCGACCGAUUGGUUAGAGAGAACCAACUGAACAUGGACAUUAUAGUGAACAACAAAUCCUUAGCGACAGGCGAGAAGGUCGUACAAUUAGAAACCGCUAUCGGUGCCGCUAUGAAGUUCUUCGAUAACGGCAUAGGCAUCAACGUGCCCAGAAGCAGAUUUCUACCAGUGAAGAAAACUUCCGAUCUCAUACUGAUCAUGAGCAACAUCUACGAAGUACAAAACGGCACGUUGGUGGUAUCGUCGAAGAGAACCUUCCCUACCCUACCGACUCUAUCUCUCGAUGAAAAAUAUUUCAAAAACGUCGAUCAGGCCUUGAAGAGGUUCCAAUCGAUCCCCGAUAUGCUGGAUCUCGAUUUACUUAUAGUAACUGGAGACGUAUCAUUCGGUAAAGGUGUUGUGUUAAAAGGUACUGUCGUCAUCAUCGCAAACGAGGGUGGUAAAAUAUUCGUCCCCGGCGGAGCUGUCUUAGAAAAUAACAUCGUUGAAGGGGAUUUGAAGAUCAGUAAUUAUUAAACUUGUUAUGCAGUAA
Phyllotreta striolata is the source of this 1601-nucleotide messenger RNA. The record is from the annotation of a GenBank genome assembly. NCBI's taxonomy places the organism in Eukaryota, Metazoa, Arthropoda, Insecta, Coleoptera, Chrysomelidae.